Messenger RNA from Strongyloides ratti, 1833 nucleotides. Its product is annotated as Potassium channel subfamily K member 18. NCBI's taxonomy places the organism in Eukaryota, Metazoa, Nematoda, Chromadorea, Rhabditida, Strongyloididae. Bases 1 to 1833 code for a protein of 610 amino acids. The transcript is spliced from 3 exons. The record is from RefSeq and is a predicted model, not a curated record. Gene Ontology annotation, cellular component: membrane. Gene Ontology annotation, molecular function: potassium ion leak channel activity. Gene Ontology annotation, biological process: potassium ion transmembrane transport; stabilization of membrane potential.
AUGAAUUUGUUACUAUAUAAGAUAAAACAAUUAUAUAAUAGUAGUAUAAUUGGUAUAACAUGGCCAUUGGUUUUAUUAAUAUCAUAUACCUUACUUGGAGCAGUAAUUUUUCGUAACUUAGAAUUAGAAAUAGAUCAAAAACAACGUUUAUUAUUUAGAGAAAAAACUGAAUAUGCAUUUAGUGAAGUUGUCAAUAGAUUACUAAAAAUAAAAUGUCCAAAUAAUAUUCCAUCAACUUAUGAAGAUUCAUCAAAUAUUGUCAAUACAACUUAUCAAACAUUUCAAAUACGUGAUUCUAUUUUAUUUUUUGUUGAUCAUUUAAAUUUAACAGAUAUCAUUGAAGAUCGUAUGGGUCCCAGUCCCUGGACAAUAAUGGGUUCUAUGUUUUAUGCUGGCCAGUUAUACACUACAAUAGGAUAUGGUAAUCCAGUUGCUAAAACAAAUUAUGGAAAAUUAGCCUCAAUUAUAUAUAUUAUGAUUGGUAUUCCAUUGUUUUUAAUUAUUCUUAAAAAAAUAGGUAAAAUAAUGAGUGAAACACUAACAAAAAUAUACCAACAUUACAUGUAUGCAAGAAGACAAUUACCUUCAGCUAAAAAAAAUUUAAUUAGAAAAGCAUCAAUGAAAUUGGCAAAAAAAAGUGAUGUAAUUUCAACAAUUUCUGAUAAAAUUGAUUCUAUUAAUUCAGAGACAUUAAUUGAAAAUGAUGAAAAUAUUGAAAUAGAAGAGGUAGAAGAUUUUCCAAUAUUUCUUGCACUCCUUAUAAUGAUACUUUGGAUUGCUCUAUCAGCAGCAUUAUUUUGUAUCUGGGAAACUGAAUGGCCAUAUCUUACCUCAGUAUAUUUCUUUUUUGUUAGUAUUUCAACUGUUGGAUUAGGUGAUAUAGUACCAUCUAAAUUUGAUAUGAUAUUUGUUAACUUCUUGUUAAUUUUAAUAGGCCUAGCAUUAUUAUCUAUGUGUAUUAACUUAAUUCAAACAGCUAUUGAAAAGCUACUAAAUGAUUUAUUGGAUGAAUAUAUAAAUGAAAUAGAAAAGAUUGGAGAAAAACAAAAUAAAAAUAAUGAUAAAAUAAUUUUUAAAGAUGAUGAAAGUGAUUUUCAUAUUAGAAAUGAUAAAAAACAACAUGGAGGUUUAAGAACAACUUAUUGGAUCUCAAGAAUAUUUAAAACAUGGAUUGAACAAAGUUUAAUUAAAGAAAUUGGUUUUAUUGAAGAUGAUGAUAAUAGUGAAUUUAGAGAACGCCUUGAAAGAACACCAACACCAACAACUAAAUUUAAUCAUCAUACAAUGGUUCCAAAAACUUCUUUAAAAAGAAAAUUAUCAAAUUUAAGAAAAACUAAUAAUAUGUCAUAUUUUUUAAGAAGUACUCUUUUAAACAAAAUCCUUACACCAGAUCAUUUUGAACCAUUAGAAGAUGUAAAAAAUAGGAAAGAUUCAAAAUUAGUUACUAGUUCAAGUCAAACAGAAACUUCAUCAAAUGUUACAAUGCUUUAUGGAAAUGGUUAUGUAAAUACGGAUAAAAAUGAUAUUUUAUCAAUAUACUCAUCACCAUGUGAAGGAUCCCUGAUAUCUGUGGCAUAUAAUGAUGUAAAUUAUGGUUAUAGUAAUGAAACAUUAACAAAUAUGUAUAAAAAUCAACAAGAUAACGCAACAAUUAAUAGUAUAGAAGAUACAAGAAGUUGUUAUAGUAUGAGUUACGCCACUACUCCAUUAAGUUAUAGAAAAAUGUUAAAUGGUGAAAUAAUAAAUACAAAUACGGGAAUGCAAAUUUCAAAUGAGGAGGAUAAUACAUUAAAAAAGAAAUUAUCAUUGGUACAAUAUACUAAGAAAAAAUAG